Gigantopelta aegis is the source of this 576-nucleotide messenger RNA. RefSeq names its product ankyrin repeat, PH and SEC7 domain containing protein secG-like. NCBI's taxonomy places the organism in Eukaryota, Metazoa, Mollusca, Gastropoda, Neomphalida, Peltospiridae. The record is from RefSeq and is a predicted model, not a curated record. The annotation marks the transcript as partial. Gene Ontology annotation, molecular function: protein binding. The transcript has 5 exons.
AUGUUAGCAGCAAAGAAGGGACACAAGGAUGUUGUUUUGAUUUUAACACAGAAAGGAGCCAAUCUAGAACUUGUUAACAAAGUGGGAUCUACUCCAGUCAUGUUAGCAGCAAAGAAGGGACACAAGGAUAUUGUUUUGAUUUUAACACAGAAAGGAGCCAAUCUAGAAGUUGUUAACAAAGAGGGAUCUACUCCAGUGAUGUUAGCAGCAAAGAAGGGGCACAAGGAUAUUGUUUUGAUUUUAACACAGAAAGGAGCCAAUCUAGAAGUUGUUAACAAAGUGGGAUCUACUCCAGUCAUGUUAGCGGCAAAGAAGGGGCACAAGGAUAUUGUUUUGAUUUUAACACAGAAAGGAGCCAAUCUAGAAGUUGUUAACAAAGCAUCUCACAAAUGUCUGGCCAUUUGGGAAUUUGAAUCCAUAAUGAGAAAAAUACAUACGUCCCCAAAGAGGGCCAGCACAAAGUCUACAGGAAUCCGCUGCCAAGGCUUGCUUGGCCAAAGCCAUGGGUGUAGUGAUGAAACAGCUGGGGUAGGCGGCAACCCGAUAAACAUGCGGUACAAGCCUUUGCAAGUUUCU